AUGGUGCCCAUUUUACCCCAGAGCUACGGCUACGGCUUUUCCGUGGGCCUCGGUGCAGCUUUCGCUGUUAUCAUGGUGUUUAUAACCAAAAUGUUGGCCAAGUACAUGGGUCAGCACCAGAAUUCAGAAAGAUUCACCACCGCCGCCAGAAACGUCAAAUCGGGUCUUAUUUCUUCGGCGACGGUUUCGGCGUGGACCUGGCCCGCUACGCUUCUUUCUUCAGGUGCUUGGAGCUAUUCUCAUGGAAUCAGUGGAGGCUACUUCUAUGCUGUAGGAGGAGCCUUGGAGGUGACGCUUUUCAUGUUUUUGGCGAUCGAGAUCAAGCGUAGAGCCCCUGCCGCCCAUACUAUCUCGGAGAUUUUCCACUUCCGGUUCGGAAAAUGGGGCCACAUUGUGUUUUUGUGCUAUUGCAUGGCCACCAAUGUCUUGACCUCGGCGCUUUUGCUACUAGGAGGAUCCCAGGCUUUUGCAGUGACUACCGGGAUGCACACCGUGGCAGCGUCGUUUUUGCUUCCCUUGGGUGUUAUAGUGUACACUGCUCUUGGAGGUCUCAAGGCGACAUUUGUGUCUGACUGGAUCCACACCGUGAUCAUAUACUGUAUCAUUAUCGUGAUGAUAUUCUACAUUUUCUGCACGUCCUCGUUGAUCGGGUCGCCAGGAAAAAUGUACGAUCUUCUCGUGGAGGCCCAGGAGCUCAUUCCUGCUCCAGGCGACAGCUACCUUAGUUUCAGGGACAAGGAUAUGAACUUCCUUGCGUGGUCCGUCACCCUAGGAAACUUGUGUUCUGUAUUCGGUGAUCCAGGAUACGCCCAGCGUGCUAUAGCUGCCGAUGCCCGCUCUGUAUUUGAAGGGUACCUCAUGGGAGGCUUGUGCUGGUGGAUUAUUCCUAUGGCCUUGGGUCUGUCUGCUGGACUUGCUUGUAGGGCGCUUUUGAACAAUCCCGCUUCUGUGACCUACCCUAAUCCGCUUACAGAUUUUGAAGUUGACGCCGGGCUUCCGGUGAUUUAUGGAAUGGCAGCGAUAUUCGGAAAUGGCGGAGCGGCAGCGGGUUUGGUGAUGCUUUUCAUGUCUGUGACGUCUGCCACCUCCGCUGAGCUUAUUGCUUUUUCGUCGAUUGCAACGUACGAUCUUUACAGAACGUACUUCAAGCCCGACGCCACAGGAAAACAGCUUGUGAGAGCGGCCCAUUAUUUUGUGGUGGGUUUUGGUCUUUUCAUGGCGGUUUUGGCGGUAAUCCUUAACUAUGUGGGUGUCACAGUGGGAUGGCUCCUCAGCUUUGUGGGAAUCCUCCUCACGCCCACCGUCAGUAUUGUGAUUUUGGCUGUUUUCUGGAGCAAAAUGACGGCAAGGUCGUUGGUAAUCGGUGCUCCGUUGGCCACCCUUUCAGGCUUGCUCUGCUGGAUCGGCGCAACCUACCAUUUUGGAGAAGGAGUGAUCAACAAAGACACCUUGAUGAUCACGGAGGCCACCUUCAUUGGCAACAUCGUGGCCCUCGGCUCCUGUCCUAUUUACAUUGCCAUAAUCACGCUUCUCAAGCCGGCAGAGGACCCGUACGAUAUGGAUAUUCUCUCUAUUCAGAUCGUCAUGGCAGACGAUGUGGAUGAAGAAGGAAAAGAGGCAGCCAAGGUGACGGAAACAGAUAAACACGUUCUCAAACGGCAGGUCUGGAUGAGUGCUUUCACCAACAUCAUAAUUCUCUUUGGCUGCCACAUUAUCAUUCCUCUCGCCUUGUAUGGCAGCGGAUACGAACUGACCAAAGGCGCCUUUACGUUUUUCAUUGUGGUGAACAUAAUCUGGGCCAUUCUUGCUGCCGGCUACAUCGUCUUUGUUCCCCUCUGGCAGGGCAGAAGGGCCAUCAAGACGGUAUUCAAGGCUCUUCUUGGUAUGGAGAGGCCGCCUGUUUCAGACAACAUGAACAGUGAGAGCCAUGAAUCCAUCGAGCUCUUGGUGUCUGGAAAAGGCACCGACACUACACUCUGA
Candidozyma pseudohaemuli is the source of this 1980-nucleotide messenger RNA. Its product is annotated as sodium:solute symporter family protein. Gene Ontology annotation, cellular component: plasma membrane. The transcript has a single exon. Gene Ontology annotation, biological process: urea transmembrane transport; putrescine transport; spermidine transport. NCBI's taxonomy places the organism in Eukaryota, Fungi, Ascomycota, Pichiomycetes, Serinales, Metschnikowiaceae. Gene Ontology annotation, molecular function: putrescine transmembrane transporter activity; urea transmembrane transporter activity; spermidine transmembrane transporter activity. The record is from RefSeq and is a predicted model, not a curated record. Bases 1 to 1980 code for a protein of 659 amino acids.